AUGAGAACUAAUCUGUCACCCAGGCCUGAUUAGAAUCUAUUUAUACAUGCACCCAGUCUGGAGAGUCUAUCCAUGGUUGCCCUCUCCUCAGAAGCAGGUCCUUCUGAUUGUUGGUUCAAGCCAUCUCCUCUUUAUACCGUCAUAUAUCUAUAUUUGUAUUGUUUCCUCACAGCACUUCCAGUGACAGUUCAUGCCAGUACAAGAUGAUAGAAGGCAAACUGUUGUUUUGAUGUUAGCUGCUUCAGGUACUCUAUUUCCUCAACGCUACUCUAUGGCACUAUGAUGUCAUUAUUGUUUACCUUAGGUUUAAGGUCAUUUAUAGGUAUGACAAGUUUAUAAUUCUAUCUAAUUUUAUCUGUCUGUUUUGAAUCCUGACAGCUUAACAAGUGCGAUGAGGCUCUGGUAAAUUAAUCAUUUCUUUUCAAUACUAAAACUAACAGGUGUGGUUAUAUUUGAAUCGUCCCUAAAAUGUUAUUUUCCUAUAAACUAAGUGUUAUUUCCUUACUACUUACUGGCGUCAUAUUUGAAAGCCCUGGGGUUGACCUCCAAAUUUCUGUUCAGCUUCACAUUUAAGUUGAGUUUUGGGGUGUUUUUAUAUUUAAGAAAACCUCUCUCCAGGUUUUGGGAAUAAAUACUCUAAAUAUUCCUGUUUAUUUGUGCAUUUAAUCCAAAGGUUAAUUUACUUUGUUUGUAGGAUUUCUUGAGUUUUAAAGUCUGAUUCCACUUCUCUGUUUUCAACUCCCCGUCCCCUAUCAGCUCCCAGCUACACGCAUUUAUGUUGUUUCUUGAAAUCAUUUUGAAAUCAGGGCUCAAAUAAGUUCCAUCUCACUUUGAUGGGCACAUCAGGUAUUAUUCGACACCUACACAUGCUUAGAGUUCACAAUGUGGCUGCUCUCCUCUCCUCUCCUUUUCUCUCCUCACCAUCCAUCACUCCCUCCCUAACCCAUGCUCUUCAGAGAUUGACACAGCAUUUUCGGACUAGGGUGCAUGAGUACGCACAGGAGAGUGCGCACAGAUACAGGAUUAUAAUCAGUGAAGGAGGCAGCGGAGGACAAUAAAGGAUUAAAAGAGGCACGCAAUUGAGAUAAAACAAAGAAUAAGCAAUGAGGGAGAAACUAAAAGAAGAAACUAAAAGACUGGAAGAGUGAAGGAGGCGAUUAACUGCUACUUGGUUCUAAAGAUGUGGGAGGUUUUGCCCUGAAAAGUGAUAAGUGGACUUUUGGGAAGAGAAGGGGAAAAAACACUAUAACCACGAAAACAGACAACAACUAAUCUGCCAAUCUUUUGCCACCUCGGUUGUGGAGGCCUGAUGUUUGGGAGCAGGGAGGAGUCUUUCCUCCUACAGUGGCACCUUCCCAGUGAUGACUGGUGCCAUGGGAACAAAUAGAUCCAACAGGUACAGCAUCGUGUCAGACAUCAUACCAGAGGAGGAACUCCAGAAAAUCACUAGCUUGGGGCUGCACAACGGACACCGUUCUCCCAAAUUCCGACUGCACUGUGACUGUGAGGGUGACGACAGUAGAAGGAGGUCUGGAGCCUCCGCCAUUUUGCCCAGCACAAGGGGACAAGGAGGGAUGAACAACUACAACGGCAAGAUUCUGACGAGGGGCUCCAACCAAACGCGGAGCCGCUUUGUGAAGAAGAAUGGACAAUGCAACGUCAUAUUCACCAAUAUGGAAGAGAAGAGGCAGCGCUACCUCGCUGAUAUUUUCACCACGUGUGUGGACAUUCGCUGGAGAUAUCUGCUGCUGAUAUUCUGCACCAGUUUCAUGGUCUCGUGGCUAUUUUUCGGCUUAAUCUUUUACGGCGUCUCCCUGGCACACGGAGACUUUGCGGAGCCCCCACCACAGAAAGGAGAAGGGCUGGUUGUAGGAGGCCCACUCGGACCCUCCUCUGCACAUACAGUCGGAGGGCAGACUCAAAGGAUGCCCUGCAUACUUCAUGUUCACGGGUUCGUUGGGGCUCUUCUGUUCUCUAUGGAGACCCAGACCACCAUCGGCUACGGCUGGCGCUGUGUGACAGAGGAGUGUCCCGUAGCUGUGCUUACAGUGGUGGUACAGUCUAUAGUAGGCUGCAUCAUUGACUCCUUCAUGAUUGGCACCAUCAUGGCCAAGAUGGCUCGGCCAAAGAAGAGGAACCAGACCCUCAUGUUCUCCAAAAAUGCCGUCAUCGCCAUGCGCGAUGGCAAGCUGUGCCUGAUGUGGAGGGUGGGCAACCUGCGAAAGAGCCACAUCGUGGAAGCUCACGUGCGCGCCCAGCUCAUCCGCUCGUACGUCACGGCUGAAGGGGAGUUCAUCCCCUUGGAGCAGAUGGACCUCAACGUCGGUUAUGACGAGGGAACAGACCGGCUGUUUCUCGUAUCCCCGCUGGUUAUCAUUCACGAAAUAGAUCAAGAUAGCCCUCUGUACACUUUAAGUCGAGCUGACUUGGAAGCGGAUGACUUUGAGAUCGUUGUGAUCCUGGAGGGGAUGGUGGAGGCCACCGCCAUGACAACCCAGUUCCGUAGCUCCUACCUUGCGAGGGAGAUCUUCUGGGGUCACAGGUUUGAGCCUGUGAUCUACGAGGAUCGCGAUCGCUACAAGGUCGACUAUUCUCGCUUCCACAAGACCUACGAGGUUACGUCGACUCCCCAUCUCAGCGCCAAAGAGCUCGAUGAAGCCGCGAGUCCGGCCUCCUCCGUCGCGUCUCCUGUAUCAGCAUGUAGAUCCAGACAAAACUUAAUGCCACGAUCACUGAACGCCUUCUGCUAUGAGAAUGAGGUGGCCCUGAGUGGUGGAGAGGAAGAGGAAGACAUGUUCGACUCCAGUCAGCCUGCUGGAAAAGAGAGAGCAGAGGAGAGGAGGACUUCAGUUGACUUCCAAAACAUGUUCCAUGACACCGCAACUAUGACCUCAGGCAGCCACACCGUCAUGUGCGUUUUGGACAUGGAUAAUAACCAGAUGGAGUUUGAUAGCCUACAAACUGCAAUUCCUCUUGAUCCAGUGACCUAUAAGAGCGAUCAAGAGAGCUAAAUCAUGGAGGAGGGGCACAAGCUCCUCAUCUUUCACCCAAAAAGUUGGACCUGUAUGUUAAGCUUUACUCAGUACAUUCAGAAGCUGAAACCCCUUUUGCCUUUCCAAUGUUGCUUUAUGUUUUUACAUGAAUAUAUUUAUUUUCCUUGUGAUGAUCAAAUAAAUACACUCAUAACUUUCCUAAAAAAAGAAAGAAAUGGUUGGAACAAUGAGCACCAUAACAAACAAUCAGAUUCUGCAAAGGGACAAAGAAUCUCUGUGAAAGUAUUGACAGACUUUUGACAACCUUUAACUUUGGUUUCAUAACCUAGGAACAGUGCAAUAGCAGAAACUGAGUUCCCUUUAAGACUGUGUGAACGUGUUUAAAAUUGCCUGUAAUCAGAAGCGAUUUUUCCCCACUGAAGAAUUUUCUCAUUUUUAUUGAAAAGAGCAGAACUCAAGACUUGA
Menidia menidia (Atlantic silverside) is the source of this 3458-nucleotide messenger RNA. The record is from the annotation of a GenBank genome assembly. Lineage: Eukaryota; Metazoa; Chordata; Actinopteri; Atheriniformes; Atherinopsidae.